AUGAAUUCUCUGAAUAUCCUCUCGGGGCGAGGGUCUCCUCCGCAUUCUCCAUCACUUUCACGUUCGAAUUCCUUGGGAAAUGUAUUGGCAUCCACAACUAUAUCAGAAUCAAGAAAGAAUUCGCGAGAAGAGUUAUACAGCGAGAAGCCGGAAGGGCUUGAUCAGGAGGAUGCGCCAGACUCGAACCCUGACGAUGACAAUUCAAUACACGAACGCACACCUCUGCUGGACAAAGAAAACACACUCUAUCAUACAAAUGAGCAUGUGGGAAUAGCGAGGAGGUUCUAUGAUUCUAUACGGUGGGUGCUAUUUACUUUUGUUGCGCCGGGUGUAUACGCUAUAGCUUGCUUGUACGAUGAAAGGGGCAAUUUCGCCCCAAUCUCUCAGUUCAGAAAACUGUUGGGUGGCACAACUGGAGAGUCAAUAGCCCAGACAACUAGAGGAUCGCCUAUUUCCGAGAGCAGUAGUAUCAGCGGUUUGGCCAAUGGAAAGCUGUCAGCUGCACAAAUAUCCUCAUCGAGAGGUCCUACUUCGCCGAAUUUCUCGUCCUUCAUCUCAUCUGAGUCUGAUUCAGAUAAUGACCGGUUUCUUAGUGAGACAGAUAACUCUGCAACGAAACUGCCACAUCGUCAAACGCGUUCAAAAUCCUUACAAAGUUCUGACGAGAUCUCGCCUGCGAGAAGGUCUAUUCGCAUCAAACUUCACAGCGAUGAAAAUCUAAGGCAGCGGAAGCACCGGAAGGCUCAGUCAACCACUACUCAAAGUGAUGGAUCCGGCGGUUCCAUGUCUGCUACCGAGAUGACUGCUGCGAUUAUGAAGUCGCCGACAUCCCCCGCCACUUCCUCUCUCCUCAUGACAAAGUAUCCACGAGCUCCAGCGCCACCGCGACCUCUCAUACCUCGACGGCAACCAUCCUACGCUAUUGAUGCUCCUAUGGGGAAGCUCACACAAAAGACUCUCGUCCUUGACCUCGACGAAACUUUGAUACACAGUAUGGUGCAUGGAGGUCGAAUGAGUACUGGUCAUAUGGUUGAAGUACAAAUCACAAACUUCAUGGGCCCAGGAGGUGUUGGUCCCCAGCAUCCAAUAUUGUAUUAUGUAAAUAAGAGGCCAUAUUGCGAUGAGUUCUUGCGACGUGUUUGCAAGUGGUAUAAUUUGGUUGUUUUCACUGCAUCACUUCAAGAUUACGCAGACCCGGUUAUAGAUUGGCUAGAACAGGAGCGUAAAUUCUUUUCAGCACGAUACUAUCGUCAGCACUGUACCUUUCGAAACGGCGCCUACAUCAAGGACCUUAGCUCUGUUGAGCCUGAUCUAAGCAAAGUCAUGAUAUUAGAUAAUAGUCCAACGAGUUAUCUGUUCCAUCAAGACAACGCAAUACCCAUAGAAGGGUGGAUCAAUGACCCUACGGAUAAUGAUCUCCUGCAUCUCGUACCCCUUUUAGAAGGACUGCAGUAUGUGACAGAUGUACGGGCUUUUCUUGCAUUACGUGGCGGGGAGGAUGGGAAGCAUAUGACUUCUUAA
Messenger RNA from Sclerotinia borealis F-4128, 1521 nucleotides. The record is from the annotation of a GenBank genome assembly. Lineage: Eukaryota; Fungi; Ascomycota; Leotiomycetes; Helotiales; Sclerotiniaceae.